UAGUUUAUUCCAAUAGUUUGUUUACAACACAAAUUACAGACAUUUUGUUCUCACCUUCGCUAUUUUCUACUCUCUGUGAUGUACAUUCAUUUCGGAACCAAGAAAGAGGGAAGUCUGAACCCUCAGUAUUUUCCUACUCAUUACAUUUAAUCUAUAGUUUUCAGUCUCUUCAUACCAGAGAUAUUUCAGUAUUUUCCCCCCUACUAAUGGGAAUUUUUGUUAACUAGUCCACCCAGGAUGUCUCUCAUCCAAAACUUUGUUCUUCUUACUAAUUAUCGUACAUUAUUUUCGUCUCAGUGUUAAUAAAACCCAAAUACUAUAUAUUUAUUCACUAAAUAAUCCACAUCACAAAAAAAAAAAAAAAAAACGUCCACAAUGAAACAAACAGAAGUUCCAUUUAUUUCCUCUAUGCAAAAGCUGCUGUUAUAUGAGACAAAAGCGCGUAUAUAUGUAGUUGGUUCAAAUAAUGAUGAGACUAAGUUUCGCAUUCUCAAGAUACAUAGAAAUGAGCCACGUGACCUAAUUAUGGAAGAUGACAUGAAAGUGUACACAGCAGAUGAAGUGCGUAAUACACUUGCAAUGAUCGAAUCGGGUAAUAGACCCCUAUCAAGUAUUCUAAAAGGUGGUUCUGGGUUGUUUAAAUCUGAAUCAGCUUUCGGUAUUGCUGGGUUUGUACGCUUUUUAGAAGGUUAUUAUAUGAUCUUAAUUACAAAACGGCGCCGUGUUGCAUUAAUUGGUCCCCACACAAUUUAUAAAGUUGAGGAUACAUGUAUGAUAUACAUACCUAAUGUGGGAACUCAUCAUAUCCAUUCGGAUGAAAGUCGAUAUGUGAAAAUGUUUCAGAAUGUAGAUCUUUCCAGUAAUUUCUACUUCAGUUACAGUUAUGAUUUAACUCACUCUCUACAAUACAACAUGGCUCAAACAAACUCACCAUCAGGUUCCAAAGAUUUGUCUCACAAUUCUGAUUCUUACUCAUAUCUUUUUGUGGACAAGAGUAAGUUUCACACUACAGCUACUCCUUACACUUUACCAGAAGACUGUAUUUUAGGAGUGAAAAACGUUGCUUCAAGUAAAUUUGUUUGGAAUGCAGCUCUUCAGCAGCCAUGUAAAGAUAUGGUGCAUUCAGACUGGGUUAUCAACAUUAUACAUGGCUUUAUUGGACAAGUCAAUAUUUGUGUAUUUGGUAAACCUAUUUAUUUGACCCUAAUUGGUCGCCGGUCAAAUCAGUUUGCCGGAACUCGUUUCUUAAAGAGAGGAGCCAACAACAAAGGUGCAGUAGCAAAUGAAGUUGAAACAGAACAAAUUGUCCAUGAUGCUUCAGUAACAUUCCUGAAUUCUGCUUGUGUUUCGUCUUUUGUGCAACUCCGAGGUUCCAUACCUUUGUUCUGGUCUCAAGAUAUUUCAAAAAUGGUUCCCAAGCCUCAAAUUGUUGUCGAUCAAGCAGACCCUUAUGCUUUUGUUGCUGGUCAACACUUCAAUGAUGUUAUAAAGCGAUUUGGAGCUCCUAUUAUUGUUCUUAACUUAGUGAAGCGUCGAGAGAAACGGCGCCAUGAAAGUAUAUUGACCAAAGAAUUUAUAAGUGCUAUUGAGUAUCUCAACCAGUUCUUAGCCUAUUCACACAACAUACAGUACAUUGGUUUUGAUAUGGCAGGGGUUAGUAAGAAGAAAGAUUGCAGUGUUAUGGAUCGUUUGGGCAAAAUUGCAAAAAGCUGCAUCAAACGUACAGGGUUUUAUUUUCACUCCCCUUCUAAUGUUCAUGACGAAUUAUGGAUGUCUGAACCACUUAAAGGAAUUCGAGGAAUAAAGACCGAAUAUGGAAAAAAGCAAACUGGAGUAGUGAGAACAAACUGUGUUGAUUGCCUUGAUCGCACAAACACAGCACAGUUUGCUGUUGGCAAAUGUGCUUUGGGAUAUCAGUUGUAUGCUAUGGGAGUUAAUUCUAGCCCCAAUUUAGAAUAUGAUACAGACUGUGUAAGAAUGUUGGAAAAACUAUAUGAAGACCAAGGAAACACAUUAGCCCUUCAAUACGGUGGCUCUCAGCUGGUACACAGAAUCAAAGGUUACCGCAAAAUUGCCACCUGGACAUAUAACUCUCGAGAUUUGGUUCAGACGAUAUCUCGUUACUAUAGCAAUGCAUUCUCUGAUGCUGAGAAGCAGCAAUCAAUUAAUUUAUUUCUUGGAGUUUAUAGCCCAAACUCUAGAACACCAAAUUUAUGGGAGCUCUCAACUGACUACUAUCUUCACAACCCUGACUGUUUUGGAAAGAAGUUACUCUCAAGAAAGAGCUACUGUCAGUGGUGGGAUCCCAAUGUGCCAUACUAUCUGCCUUUACCACUAGAUGAAGAGGAAAAAGGAUUAAACGACCAAUUACAUGUUUCUGUGAACAGAAGAACAGAUGAGUGUGUGGAUGAAUUUGCAGAACAUUAUCACCCUUAUGAAUUGACAUCAUUGGAAGAGCUAUUUGCUUUUACACUCACCCAUUCCAUAAGGAAUGUGAUGCCUAAACAUGCCACAGAUUACAGCCCAUUUUCCAUUCGUGUCAACCCAGAGCGACCAAUUGAUGACCAGAGUCUUGAAGCAUCAAUAAGUAGCAAAAGUGAACCUGCAAAUGCUUCCAAUCUCAUUGGAAGUGUGAGUGGAGGAGGAGGUAGCAGUGGAGGCAGUGAAGCAGGUAGUCGUGUUGGAGGAGGAGGUGAAGACAGUCUUAGUAGUAGUGAGAGUGAUGAAGUGGAUGGUGAUGUUGACUUCUCUGAUGAUUCCAACUCUGAUAAUUCAACAAUAGAAAACAAACAGAUUUCUUUCAAGGAUGUUUUCCCAACUACAAAGCAGGUUUAUGAUUUUAACAUCAACCAGCCUUCAAAGCAAGGAUUGUGUAUCUAUGAAAGGUAUGCCCAGUUUGGAGAUAGCUGGUAUAAACCACCAUCAAUUCAAGACAAAAAUACUAGAAAGAUAACUGAUCAAUUAUGGGAAAUGAGUGCCUUCAAGUUGGAUAGUGUUUACCAGGUGGAGUUACCUCCCGUGAAUAAAGUGUCUGACCAAAUUUACACAUCUUACGUGCUUUGCGGUAAACACGGCCCUGGUCCACCAAAGGCAAAAGACAUGGACACUUACAGGAGAUAUUUAUAUUGUAAAUAUCGAUAAAAAAUACCCCGGUCGAACCAUGCUAAAUACCAAUAGCAUAUAGGCAAAAACAAAAUCAUUAAAAAUGUUUUGCUCUAUUUAUCUAAAUUUUUACGUAAAAUGCCAAUAAAAGAAAAAAAAAAUAUUUAAGUUUA
This is a messenger RNA of Octopus sinensis (East Asian common octopus), 3275 nucleotides long. RefSeq names its product polyphosphoinositide phosphatase. Bases 376 to 3141 code for a protein of 921 amino acids. Gene Ontology annotation, cellular component: intracellular membrane-bounded organelle. Lineage: Eukaryota; Metazoa; Mollusca; Cephalopoda; Octopoda; Octopodidae. Gene Ontology annotation, biological process: phosphatidylinositol dephosphorylation. The transcript has 23 exons. Gene Ontology annotation, molecular function: phosphatidylinositol-3,5-bisphosphate 5-phosphatase activity. The record is from RefSeq and is a predicted model, not a curated record.